CGGCACACACACACACACACACACACGCGCGCGCGCGCUCACACUCUCUCCAGCUCUCGAGCACCAUGAGGAUCUCCACUGGCCUGUGUGUGGCCCUCUGUGUCCUGCUCCAGAUCAACGCCACUUGGCAAAUAGUGGACAGCAGCUCGUUCCUCAUCUAUAACAGUGACCACUCCAAGUGUCUGAAGGUGGUGGACACGUCCUCGUUUGUGGCGGCGGCGUGCGACCCGGCGGCGUUGGCCCAGCGGUUCCGUUGGGUGUCCGGUAACCGGCUGCUCUCGCUGUCGCUGAAGCUGUGUGUGGGGGCGCAGGACCUGAAGGACUGGGUCAAGGUGCUGCCCUUCCCCUGCAACGAGCAGAGUCCCCUGCAGCAGUGGGAGUGCAAGAACGACACGCUGGUCGGCCUCAAGGGCCACGACCUGCACCUCAACUACGGCAACCGCAACGAGAAGAACGUCAUGCUCUACAAGGGCUAUGGCGCAUGGAGCCGCUGGAAAGUGUACGGAUCCAACAGUGACCUCUGCUCCCAUGGCUACCGCGAGACCUUCACUCUGGGGGGCAAUGCAUAUGGGAGUCCGUGUCAGUUCCCCUUUAAGUUCGAGGAGAGCUGGUAUGCAGAGUGCACCGUGGAGGGACGACUAGACGGGCAGCUGUGGUGCGCCACCGAGACCGACUACACCAAGGACAAGAAGUGGGGCUUCUGCCCUACCAAGAGUUCCUCUGGCUGGGAUACGGACCCUGUGACUGGCGUUUUGUACCAGAGGAACACACAGGCAGUUCUGACGUGGCAUCAGGCACGUGCCAGCUGCCAACAGCAGGGGGCAGACUUGCUCAGCAUUGUGGAACUGCAUGAGCAGACGUACAUUUCAGGUCUGACUAACAUCCUAGGCACCUCUCUCUGGAUUGGCCUGAACAGUUUGGAUUUUCAGAGCGGCUGGCAGUGGAGCAACAGCAAUCCCUUCAGAUACUUAAACUGGGCUCCAGGUCACCCCUCAUUGGAGCCAGGUCUGAAUUGUGGAGUGUUAAAUCCUAUGAAAGCAUCCAAGUGGGAAAGUUUCAACUGCAACAAGAAGAUGGGCUACAUCUGCCGCAAGGGCAACAGCACAGACGUUACGCCAGUGGUCCUGUCGAGCCAGCAGCCGUUCUACUGUCCGGCGGGCUGGGUUCCGUACUACGGCCAGUGCUACAAGCUGCGGCGGGAGCCGAAGAGCUGGACGGCUGCACUGACCGCAUGCCACAAGGACGAGUCGGAACUGACCAGCGUCCACAACGUGGAGGAGCAGAGCUUCCUCAUCUCACAGAGCGGCUACCUGGAAUCUGAUGAGCUGUGGAUUGGGCUGAGUGACCGCUCCACUCAGAACUUGUUUGAGUGGUCAGACCGCUCCAGCGUGACCUUCACCAGGUGGAGCGCAGGAGAGCCGUCCCACUCCACCAACCUGAUGGAGGACUGCGUCCUUAUGGGGGGCAAGGAAGGGUCCUGGUCUGACUACAUGUGUGAGAAGGAGUUUGGCUUCAUCUGUAAGAAAAAAGCUUCCACUAAACCACCAGAGGGGGGUGCUGUUGCCCACACAGGAUGCAAGAUGGGUUGGGUGAGGUACUCUUCCUUUUGCUACCUCAUUGGAUCUGAGAUGAAAAGCUUUGAGGACGCCAAACAGACAUGCACCAGCAGUUCAGCUAAACUAGUGGAUGUUGCUGACAGGUAUGAGAAUGCCUUCGUCAUCAGCCUGGUGGGUCUUAGACCAGAGAAGUACUUCUGGCUCGGUGUGUCCAACAUGCAGAACCCUGACCACUUCAAAACCAGCAGCGGCACCGCCGUCAAGUUCACCCACUUCAACGUGGGCAUGCCAGAUCGUCAUCAGGGCUGUGUGGCCAUGCUGACUGGAGUGUCGGCAGGCCUGUGGGAUGUGGUCAGCUGUGACUCCAAGCAGAAGUUCCUCUGCAAGGCUCUGGCUGAGGGAGUGACCAGCACCGUCCCCCCCCCCACCACACGCCCCCUCGCCUGUCAUGACGGCUGGACCGCCAAACCCGGCUCACACUUCUGUUACAAGGUAUUUAAGAAGAGCAGUGAUGACAAGAAGACUUGGUUCCAGGCCCAAAAGUUCUGUAAGGACAUUGGAGGAGAUCUCAUCAGUCUGCACUCUGAGGAUCAGGUCGACGCUUUACCGUAUUAUCACGACUCUCCAGCUUGGAUCGGAUUCAAAAUGGAAACAACAGGUGGAUUUGUGUGGAGUGAUGAGUCCCCGUCAGAUUAUGAGAACUGGGGUUAUGGUGAACCCAACAACUACAAUGACAACGAGCACUGCACAGAAACCAGCUUCUACUACAGCCACUCCUGGAACGACAGGGACUGUGAGCAGUAUAAUGACUGGAUCUGUCAGAUACGCAGAGGACAAGUUCCGAAACCAGCUCCCACUGCAAUGGAACCAGCGGAGUACAACAUGACGGCAGAUGGCUGGCUGGAUAAGAACGGCUCUCAGUACUACAUUAAUCAGGAGAAGCUAGGCAGGGACGAGGCCCAGGCCUACUGUAAGAGUAACCAUGGCAACCUGGCCGUCAUCACUGGACACACAGAGAGAAGAUUCCUCAUGAGACAGAUCUCACGGGGGUCAGUGGACCAGUACUACAUCGGGAUGACGGUCAACCUGGACAAAUCCUUCAGCUGGGAGGACGACUCUCCAGUGGUGUAUACAGCCUGGGACAGGAACGAGCCCAACUUUGCCAACAACGAUGAGAAUUGCGUCUCCAUGUACAAGAAUGGCUACUGGAAUGACAUUAACUGUGGGGUUCCCCUCCCCUCGCUCUGUAAGCGCAGCAGCAGUUUUGUGAACAGCACUCUGGCGCCCACUACUGUCCCACAGGGGGGCUGCGCCCCAGAGUGGACCGCUUUCCAGGGAAAGUGUUAUAUAUUCGUAGGCCAGGACAAUAAGAAGUCAUGGCAUGAAGCUCGUGACUUCUGCAUCAAACAGGGAGGGAACCUUCUGUCCAUCGUCAACCACCAAGAGCAGGCGUUCCUGACGACGCGCAUGCUGAGUGCGAGCGGGGACAUGUGGAUCGGCCUGAACGACGUCAACUGGGAGAUGCGCUUCCUGUGGACGGAUGGAAAGGGCGUGACCUUCACAAACUGGGCCAAAGGUCACCCAGUGUCCUACCCUGGAAGCAUGAUGGGAGAUGAAGAGUUUGACUGUGUUGUCAUGGUGAUGAGUCCACCCUCAGUGGUGGGGGUGUGGAAGGUUGAGGACUGCCAUGCUUCACGAGGCUUCGUCUGCAAAAGAAAUCUGGACUCUAAGAUUGCUCCUCCCGUAACGACGGCGGCGCCGCACAACUACUUCCGCCUGGGGAACGACUCGUAUAAGGUGCAGACGGAGCGCAUGAGCUGGGACGAGGCGCGGAGACAGUGCAAGGCAGACGACGCAGAUCUGGCCUCCAUCCUGGACUCCGUCAGCCAGGCCAGCACCAUCCUGAGGACACACACACUCAAGGAGCCCGUGUGGAUAGGACUCAACAGCAACCUGACGAAUGGCCAGUACCGCUGGGUGGAUAAUUGGCUGCUGCGCUACAGUAGGUGGGGCCCGGAGGAGCCCAAAGUCAAUCAGGCAUGUGUGUACAUCGACACAGAUGGCAGCUGGAAGACCACCACCUGCAGCAACACCUACUAUUCCCUCUGCAAACGCUCCCCAGUUCUGGCCCCUACUGACCCGCCCCAGUUGCCUGGCAACUGCCCUGAGCCCAAGCGGCGACGGACGUGGAUUCCGUUCCGAGGACAUUGCUACGCCUUCAUCACCGCCUCCCUGGAGAACUGGGCCCACUCCACCGUGGAGUGCAUCCGCAUGGGGGCCUCUCUUCUGAGUAUUGAGGAUCCAACCGAGUCCAGCUUCAUCCAGGAAAAGCUGGGAAUGCUGCAGGAUGGAACCAAGUCCUUCUGGAUUGGACUGCAUCGCUCCCAUGAGGGGGAGUGGAUGUGGAUUGAUAGAUCACCAGUUGACUACACAAACUGGAACUCGAGGACCCACAGCUAUGGAGAUUGUGUGUCCAUCAGUUCAGACACAUCUGUGUGGGAAAAGACCAGCUGCAGCCGAUACAGGCCCUACAUCUGCAAAAUGCCCAAAGUUAUACCACCAACAGAGUCACAACCAUUACCAGUGAGAAGCACACAAGCCCCUCCCCAUGGUUACGCUGGCAUUGCUGUGGCUAUCGUCAUGGUGAUUGUCGCCUUGGCUGGGCUGGCAGUGUUCCUGUUCUAUAAGAGGCCUACUGUCCCUGUGGUUGGGGAGUGCAACUUCGACAACACGCUGUACUUCAACAACCCCACCCGGGCCAACGCCAGCAUCGACACCAAGGGCUUAGUGGCCAACAUCGAGCAGAAUGAACAUGCCUAAAACCACCAAAACACCAUACACACCAACGCAACACCAUACACUUACACACCAACACUAUACACACCAACACAACAGCAUACACUCCACCAAAACACCAUACACACCAACACAACAUACACAUUAGCACACAGUACAGUUGUUGUUUGGAACAACUAACCAGAGUGGAUGUACAGUAUGUAUUGAGGAUCUCAAACAUCAUAGUCUCCGUAGAGAAGCUCAGCAGUCAUCAUAGGGCAUUCACACUGUAUGUAGUAGACUGUAUGCUUUACCUUCUAUUUAUAUUAAAGACCCCCUCCAAUGAAACUCAAGUGUUUAACCUUGUCAACCUUGUCCACAUGUACUGGCUGAAAUGCGUGUGGUUGCGCACUUACGCACAUGGGAGAGUUCCCCACUUUGUGAAUAGAGAAACCUUUCCGACGCUCACAUGGUGAUGGGCGUAGAUAUACUGUAGCAUUAACUUUUAAGUCAUUGGUCCAGAUUCCUAACAUUACUUGCUACUUCGCUUAAAGUUUGCAAGCUGACAAUAAACAACAUUGGCAGUCAGAAAGAAAUUUAUGUUUUCUACUUUUGCUCUACAUGAAUGCACACAUUCUUCUGACUGCCUUUCUUAAUGCACACAUUCUUCUAACUGCAUGUCUUAAUGCACACAUUCUUCUAACUGCCUUUCUUAAAGGAACACGAGUUGAUACAUACCUCUCACGUUUCAAUGCGUGCACUCACUGGCUCUGGCGCACGGCGCAACUUUGAUAGCAUUUAGCUAGCCCAAUGCAUUCAUUAGGAUCCAAACAGAGAUGAAGUUGGAAGCGACCAAACACCUCCAUGUUUUCCCUAUUAAAAAUAUGAGUAGUCACACGACCAAGUAUGGUGAGACAAAAUAAAACGUGGUGCAUUUCUAAGCAGGCAAAAGGAAUAACUAUAGUGUGUGGCAGAAUAACAUUGGGAGCACUUAGACUAUGCGCAGUAAUAUCCUCACUCCAAAGUGAAACUGAAAGUGCAAGAGUGGGGAUAUUACUGCGCCACACAAUAUAGUGCAACUUUUCGCAAAGUUUUCCAUGUCUCGAGUAGUUCAACUAUUCUGAUCAUGGUAUAGUGAAAUGUUUGGAUACGGUCUCCUAUAAUGACAGUUACAGUAUUAAAUAUCCUGCUCUUUAGCAGAGGGAGGGGCAUGAACGGUAGAGGGAGGAGCAUAAGCAACAGAGGGAGGG
Messenger RNA from Sardina pilchardus (European sardine), 5581 nucleotides. RefSeq names its product mannose receptor, C type 1a (gene mrc1a). Gene Ontology annotation, molecular function: signaling receptor activity. Lineage: Eukaryota; Metazoa; Chordata; Actinopteri; Clupeiformes; Clupeidae. Bases 66 to 4376 code for a protein of 1436 amino acids. The record is from RefSeq and is a predicted model, not a curated record. The transcript has 31 exons. Gene Ontology annotation, biological process: receptor-mediated endocytosis. Gene Ontology annotation, cellular component: plasma membrane.